Molecule: messenger RNA, 1776 nt
Organism: Nanorana parkeri
Lineage: Eukaryota; Metazoa; Chordata; Amphibia; Anura; Dicroglossidae
Product: HAUS augmin-like complex subunit 3
Exons: 5
Coding region: 1-1776 (591 amino acids)
Biological process (GO): spindle assembly; centrosome cycle
Cellular component (GO): mitotic spindle; centrosome; HAUS complex
Source: RefSeq, a predicted model, not a curated record
AUGGCUAAACUUUUAAAUGCGCCCCCCACUUCGAGGCUCUCUCGUCAACGAUCUACUUGCUUUCUUCUGGACUCUGCCCAUGUUAAAGGCUCAGACUUUGUUGAGAUGCUCCAUCUUAUUGGUUACCCUGGAGCACAGGAUCUUAAAGGGGAGGAUUUUGAUUGGCUCUGUGAAGGCAGUGAAGAGUUAGAGGUCUUUCUAAGCUGGCUUUGUAGCGCUGUGGAUCAGAAAAAUGUCUUAACCAGUGAGCAAUUGGAGGCUUACGAUGCUCUUCUAGACUCUGGACAACCUCUUCUAGAAGCAGAUGAGCUUCAAGACCUCUGCCAUGGUGCGAAUGAAGCAGAAGGGGACUCCAGGACUGAACAUACAAAAAGCUUGGAGGAACUCGAAGCGGAGCUACAGAGCUUGCAAACCCUCAAAGCUCAUCGACUGCAAUGCCGCAACAAGUUGGAGUCUUUGGGGUUGACAUUGUUCCACAGUCGUUUGUCCUUGGAGAAGGUGGAGAGGCAAGAGGAGAAGUGUCUGAGUAACACCAAGGAAGAACUUUCAACUCUAAACUCGAGGUGCAAUGCAGCCUUGGUGAGACUUCGAGAGAUGGCAACAGAGCUUGGAGACUAUCACACUGGCAAGUCUUGCCAGGGUAUCUUCCUAUCUUCUGUUGACUUGGAUGGCUACAUAAAACUUGAAGAAACAUGCUGGAAACAAGUGGAACAGAAUGCCAUGGAAGCGUUGCCUGUAAAAGAGGAAGAUCUGGAGAAAGAAAGGAAAGCUCACACAGAGAUGGAAAAGGAAAGCAACAGAGUUCGAACGGCAUGGUCCUCCCAGAAAAUACAACUAAGCUUUGCACUUGCUACCCUCAAUGGUAAUAUGGAGGCUUUAAAAUGGCUGGAUAGGAAUGUGGGAGAACAGGUUUGGGAUCCUCAACGUUUGCCUUUGAUGGAGAGGGAAGUACAGAUGCUAGAGGCUGAGGUGGAAAGUUUGCAGUUGCAGAGACUACCUCCGCUGGUCUGCGAGGCUUCAGUGGGGCUAUGCCUACAUGCCCACCAAGGCUGGGUUCAUACCGAGAGACAGAGGCUGGCAUGGAUAGACCAAGAACAAGCUCCAGUGGCGGAGGCUGUGCUCUCUCAGCUGUCUCGUCUGCAGCUGGUAGAGUUGGGCCUGCAGGUUGAAAUGAGGGAGUAUCACCGAACUGAGAGGGACCUUCGAACGUUGAAGACCGACAUGGGCAGCCUAGUCGGUGAACUUGGAAGGAGAAUACUCGGGCCAAGAGAACCAUGGACUACACCUCAGUGGCUGCCACCGAUACGAGUUGACAGCAAAGACCACACAGCCGUCAGGCUCUCGGUGAUGCUGGAGAACCCAUCAAGGCAGAAAGAGCUGUUUCCAAAGUAUGAAGCCCUCCAGCGCCAAGCUGGUGCUCUUCUUCAGGAGAUGACCGCACUGAGUACCAUCCAUGACGGGCCCCUUCCGCAGACCUCCAGCUUGGAACAUUGCUGUGAGGAGCUUCAGCAUUGCUUGUGCCGUGGAACACGGAACUUGCAACUGAGAGACCCGACCCUCACCCAGGCCUUUGAAGCUCUCUACUCCGGUGUCGCACAGUUUAAUCAGUGUUGUCUGGAAUGCCUUCGGGAUCUGGAAAAGAAGAAACAGUCCAUUCAAACUUCUUAUUUAGAGCAGGAGAGGCAAUUCUAUGUUCUCUUCUACCAGAACUCUACUCUGCUGGCCCAACUGGUGCAGGACAUGGAACAGCGGGUGAAGGAGCUACAGACGGACUGA